Adineta ricciae is the source of this 1647-nucleotide messenger RNA. Lineage: Eukaryota; Metazoa; Rotifera; Eurotatoria; Adinetida; Adinetidae. The record is from the annotation of a GenBank genome assembly.
AUGAGGUGCUAUUGGGCUUUAGAAGUUCUACUAUUUUGUCUCGUGACGACAAUCACUUGUGUACAUGUCGGACUUCGAACUCAACAAGGCAUAGUCUACGGGCGACAAACGCAGAGUUCGAUUGAAUAUCUCGGAAUUCAGUACGCAAAAGUUAUUCGAUGGAAACCGCCAAUCGAUCUUGCAUCAGAAAAAUUUCCGAACGGUUCAUUUCAUGCGACAUCAUUUGGCCCGUGUUGUCCACAACCUAAAACGAAUACUUCUAUUCCUGAACAAAACGAGCAAUGUCUCUAUUUGAAUAUCUACAAACCUAUCAUUCCUUCCAAUCACUCUCUAUUGCCUGUGUUUGUUUGGAUCCAUGGCGGUGCACAUAAAAUCGGAUGUUCGUCUCAAAGUAUUCCGUUGAUCUACAAUGGCACCAAUAUGAUUGCUCAUUCGCCACCAGAUCAACCAGUGAUUAUCGUUACGAUUAAUUAUCGAUUGGGCGUGUUAGCGGAUAUGUUUCUGACCGAAUUAGUCGAUGAAGAUCCUCAAUGGCCAACAGCAGGUAACUAUAUGUAUUUGGACAUGUUAUCUGCGUUGCGCUGGAUCAAAAGAAACAUUCGUGAUUAUGGUGGCGAUGAAGAUAACGUUUCGUUGUUCGGACAAAGUGCUGGUGGCUUAUCUGUGACCGAUCUUGGUGCAUUGAAAGGAUCGGCUGGUCUCUAUCGAACGGCAGUAAGUCAAUCAGGUUUAGAUUCACCAGGAACUUAUUUAUCUUACUAUAACAUCACAUCUGCUCUCAACGUCUCUAGCUAUAUUGUUCGAAACUUGAACUGUACUAGCGAAGAUAAACAAAAGCUGCUUUCUUGCAUACGGAACGCUUCGAUUGAAGAUUUGUUUCAAAUCUAUGGCGACUACUAUACAAAACCAAUUAUCGACAGAUACUUUUUCCCUCUCUAUCCACCUUUAGCAAUUCAAAAUGGCCAAUACAAUAACAUCAGUCUUAUCAUGGGUAAUAAUGAUUAUGAUUUAACAUUGUGCUUACAAUAUCCGGAUAUGAAUUAUACCGAAGCAGUUGGAUUGAUCAGUCAAUCGGUGAACCGAAAAUGGAUUCCGUCAAUUGUUGAAUACUAUCAACUAGAGAAUUGUUCAGCAAAUCGAACAGCAAAUGUAAGUCGUUGUUGCCACAUCGUGAAUGUCAUCGCCACGGAUAAAUUAUUCGACUGUGAUAUUCGCCGAAUAUUCGAUGCCUUCUAUUCUAAAUACGGUCCUCAAUUCGCGCAAAAUAAAUUUUUUUCAUACCAUUUAAACUGUUAUCCGAAAUGUCCAAUCGUUCCCGAACAAGGACUUUGUCUACAUUCUGCCGAACUUCCAUUUGUCUUCGGCACUAUCAGUACUUUUCAUUCCGAAGAAGUAUUUAAUUGCACUUGGGAUCAAUCAACACGGUUAUUUUCCAAUAGAAUCAUUGCACAUUGGAUAAACAUAGCAACAACGGGAAGACCGCUGAUUCAGUGGCCGAGUUAUAAUCCGUAUGCACCGAAACAUUUUCAUAUAACGCCCGAUCGCGGAUUUAUAACGGAAGUAUGGGAUAGGAAUUGUUCUUUUUUCAAUGCAAUGGAAAGUGAAGGCGUGAAUGAAACGUUUGGUGAACUUUUCAAAUCUAUAUAA